Molecule: messenger RNA, 2739 nt
Organism: Melampsora larici-populina 98AG31
Lineage: Eukaryota; Fungi; Basidiomycota; Pucciniomycetes; Pucciniales; Melampsoraceae
Exons: 6
Coding region: 321-2015 (564 amino acids)
Source: RefSeq, a predicted model, not a curated record
CAAAACUUUUGAAUCACUUUUACUACUUACUACUUCAACACAUUGACUGGAUCUGCCGACUCGCACGUUCAAACCUGGACUUGUUCAGUUCAACACCCUCUCCUUGUCAAUCUUACACUCUGAUCCCUCCCUCAUCGUCUAUCUCCAUCUCGCUCGAUAUCAAUCAUCAGAAAUUUAUACCGUCAAUACUCAAUACUUCCAUCUUUUGUGUUCUCGUCUCAAUCCGAUUUUGUGCUUCAAUUCGACAUCAAUCAUCAUCCUCAAUUCAAUACAAUCCUCUUCUAAUCAAUACUGUCCACUCUGUUUUGAUAUUCUUUACAAUGGUCACCAACACACGCGGCAACAGCCGCACCACUAGGGCCUCACAGUCCAAGACCACCACGAGUCAACCGCACUCCAACGCCACAAACCGGAAAGCCACAACAAGCAAAAAAAACAAGAAGACACAGAAUGUGUCUACAGACAACGACGAAGACUCAGACUUUCUUCAAGAUCUUGACUUACACGAUAACGAUGAUACAAAUGAAUCAGACAAUUCAGCUCCUGUCAAUAAAACCACCACCUCAAAUGCUAAUCGAGUCAAUGCGAGAAAGAAAGUUCAAAGAAAGACAGGAAAUGAACAAUCAUCUAACUCUAACAAUUCUCAAACGCUCAACGUUAACAAUGGAGUUAGCAACAAAAAUGAUACUACAAACCCAACACCUGUAUUCCGCUCUCGCUUCCCUGGUUUAGAGAUGGAUACUUUUGAAGAAUCUCUUGAUGAUUGGACGGUCGUGGCUCUCCGACAAAACAUUGCUAAGCAGGGCUCUACUUUAAGCCGUCCUGCACCCGAGAUCGAUGCUUUAGUCAAAACCAUCAGAUUGCAAUACGAGAAGCGCAUGCUGAUGGCUGCACUGAUGGGAGGUCUUCCUGAAGUGGUUGUCUGGAGCAUUGUAGGUGAAGGAGGUAGAAAAGGAUACUCAAAUUGUUGGAUCCGCUUCCUAGGUUUCUGUAAGCUUGCCCUGGAUGAACAGUUACCUCCACGAGCCAAUAAGGAAGCUUGGGCCACUCGAAACACGAAGGUUUCCAACAUAUGGAAGAAGUUCAGUGACAACGAGAAGAUGGUCUUUCGAGACCCGUUUUUUUUUGCUUUAGGUAAUCUUCCUGAUUUGACUUACAUCGAACCGGAAGAUGUCUCCGGCGAAGACAAAGAACAAGUUCUCAGCAUGCAUCACCUUGAAGCCGAGUCAUCACCCCCAAAGGUUCUUCAGCUUAGCGAGGCCGAUCGAUUGAAAUAUCAGCCCAUCUUCGACAGGCUUGUGGAUGUCAAAAAAUUGCAUACGUGUCACGGCCAGCCGGAACCGACGUCGUCUGUAGCUACACUUCAGAAAAGGUCGCUAACUGAGCUAAAGAAAGCUCAUCAUGACUUCUCGGUUGUUUGUCAACGCUAUCAAAUCACUUAUUACCUCACUGCAGUCGGCUGCGGAAGCUUUGAGGGCUGGAGACAGGUCUAUUCAAAUAAUGUACCGUUUGCUGAUUGGGCUGCAAAAAUCGCAAAAGUCCCAAGUAAGUUUGCGACUUAUAUUCAUGGGAAGACUGUCAGCAAGGAAAUCGAAGGAGCAAAGUUUCAGCAACCUAGCGAUGAGCGAAAGACGAGGCUGACACGCGAGUUAAAUUCAUUAGUUGAUGCUGUCUAUAGAGGGAAUAUCUUCCCAAAAGUGCCAGACCCCGAAGGCGAAUUAGAGCUGAGGGGGUGGCCUAUUCGCAUCAUCCAGAAGGAAGGCAGUCUUUUGUCAAAAGAUGCGCUCAAGGCGGGACAUCGAAAGGCCAAGGACUCGACUCGACAGUUGUGGCUGAAAGACAUUGAAAACAAGAACUUUGUGAUCGAACGGAAACCAGAAGAAGCGGUCGAGAAAACAUCAAAAAAAAAGAAGAAAUCAAAAAACCCCGCUAGCCCUUCUCGUGACAGCUCGUGUGAAGAAGAAGAACAACUUACUCAAUCACAAGCUCCCAACGAAUCUCAAAGAAACGCUUGAGGCAGCAAUGAUCAGGGCUCAAGCGAUGAUGAACAGUCAAGAUCACCACACCAAAUCCAAGAUUCUACCAGGUCUCAGCUGGCCGAAGAGGAGAGACAACAACCUCGUCCUCGCUCAAAGAGAACAAUUCCUGAUGAUUCCUCAGAAGCUGAAUCUGAUGUGCAGCGUUUGAAUGAACGACACAAACGUAGGCCUCACAUCACCAAUCAAGUAUCCAAAAACGGACGUGAGACUGCUGAAAACCCAAAUGAUGAUGGUUUGGAUGGUUCACCAAUGGAGGAUGAUGAUUAGAUCGGAGUUUUGGUCGCACAUUCCCAUUGUGCUAUGGAAAUCAAGGAGGUUCAAUUGUUUUUUGACUGCCAUUGCUGUUUUUUCCCUCUCGGGUUUCUCGUCACUCUUUGUUACAUUACAUUCUGAACUCGAUUUUGUUUCUCACCCUCACUCUUUAAUAUCACUUCGAUUUGUCUGAUUUUGAAUUGUCGCAUAUCUGUUUUCUCACUCUUUCACAGUUUGUCACGCUCUGAACUCGAAUCUCGAUGUGUUUAUAUCACUCACUUUAUUCCAUUCUCCUCACUCUUUUACAGUUUGUUUUAGUUCUUCUUGCUAUAUUUCAUUUCUUACCACUUUUUACUUAUGUUCUGAUUCAAGUUUCUUUUGUAUUAUAUUUCUUUUCUCGUCACUCUUUCACUGUCUCUUAUGAAAUGAAUUGUUUUCUCAUGAAUUC